AUGAUCGACAGCGAGAUCAAGGCGUUUACCUGGCUGAAGCUUCCCUCGGACAAAUAUGAUAUUGUGCCACAAGAAAGGAGGGUUUCAACCUGUCAGUUGGAGGUGUCUAUCGAUGUGGACGACCUCCUCAUAUGCGACCCCGUUGACAACAAGGAAAAGAUGGCGCCCCUCCGCGUAUUGAGUUUCGACAUCGAGUGCAACAUACCAGACAAGAGAGACCGAUUCUCAAGUCCAAAGUCGGACUCUGUCAUACAAAUCGCCAACAUGGUGACAACGUACGGUCAGGCCGUACCUUUUAUCCGCAACGUCUUCACUCUUGGGUCGUGUUCUGCAAUUUCUGGCACUCAAGUUCUAUCUUUCGAAGACGAAAAAGACUUGCUAAUGGCAUGGCACAAGUUUUUCGUCGAGGUCGAUCCAGACGUUGUCAUUGGUUACAACAUUACCCAAUUCGAUAUCCCAUACCUACUCUGCCGCUCUCGAACUCUAAAGUUGCCUGAAUUCCCUUUUCUCGGUCGUAUCAAAGCCUCUCCCCAAAGAAUGCCAGUGAGAGACAAGACGCUCUUUCUGGAGUGCCCGGGCUACGAAGGACGACUGAUUUUGGAUGUGUACCAUCAUAUUCGGGAACGGUUCCCAGACCUUCAAGGCGAGGGCAUUUACAAGCUCAAUGGGGUUUCCAUGCAUUUCCUUGGACAGAGGAAAGAGGACAUCGACUACUUGCAAAUACCCGCUCUACAGAAUGGAAACGCAGAUAGUAGGCGAGAUCUCGCUGUCUACUGCCUGAAAGACGUGUACCUUCCCCUGCUUCUGUUCGAGAAACUGAAAUGCUUGGAGACGGAAGUGAAAGAUACCAAGGAAGUCCAUGUACCUUUCAAUGUCAUGAGGGUCUGGAGACCGUGUAUCGAAAUCGCCAAACAAUGUCUGCAUGCAAUCCAGUAUCAGUAUGUAACGGCCGACAAAUAG
This is a messenger RNA of Cyclocybe aegerita, 960 nucleotides long. The record is from the annotation of a GenBank genome assembly. NCBI's taxonomy places the organism in Eukaryota, Fungi, Basidiomycota, Agaricomycetes, Agaricales, Hemipholiotaceae.